GUGUGCGUGUUUUGGUCGGGCCCAGGCGGCGGCGGAAGCCAGCGGCGGGCUGGGUGAGGCACGGCUGCGCCCCCGCCCCGCGCCCCGCCGAGGAGCCGCCUCCCCUGUCCCCCUCCUCCAACCCACCGUGCCCCGGCUCACCCGCUGGCCCCGCCGGACGCACAGACGUGGCUGCGCCGCCGCCAGACUUCCUCGGCUCGGCCUCCCCUCCUCCGCGCGCGGCCGCCGCGGCCUGGCCAGGUGAGGAGGCUGUUACUGGCAGAAGUAUUGCAGAGAUCUGAAUCCUGGAACUUGCUUUUGAGACCUUGAAACAAAGGACUUCUUUGUAAUUUGGACAUGGCUAAUCGAGGAGCCACAAGACCCAAUGGGCCAAAUGCUGGAAAUAAAAUUUGUCAGUUCAAAUUAGUACUUCUAGGAGAGUCUGCAGUUGGCAAAUCAAGUUUGGUGCUUCGUUUUGUAAAAGGACAGUUUCAUGAGUUUCAAGAAAGUACGAUUGGAGCUGCUUUUCUAACCCAGACUGUAUGUCUUGAUGAUACAACGGUAAAAUUUGAAAUCUGGGAUACAGCUGGGCAAGAACGGUACCACAGUUUAGCACCCAUGUACUACAGAGGAGCACAAGCAGCUAUAGUGGUAUACGACAUUACAAAUGAGGAGUCCUUUGCGAGAGCGAAAAACUGGGUCAAAGAACUUCAGCGACAAGCAAGUCCUAACAUUGUAAUAGCUUUAGCAGGAAACAAAGCUGAUCUAGCUAACAAAAGAGCUGUGGAUUUCCAGGAAGCACAGGCUUAUGCAGAUGACAACAGCUUACUGUUCAUGGAGACAUCUGCCAAAACAUCUAUGAACGUUAAUGAAAUAUUCAUGGCAAUUGCCAAAAAAUUGCCCAAGAAUGAACCACAGAAUGCAGGAGCCAACUCUGCCAGAGGAAGAGGAGUAGACCUUACUGAACCCACACAACCACCCAAGAGUCAAUGUUGUAGUAACUAAACCAUCAGUUGCUUUAAACUGUUCUGAGUAUUCUUCUGCUUCCUAACUGUUAAUAACCAUGGAAUUGGAGUGCUUAACCUGGCCCAGUACUGCUUCCAAACAGCAAAGAGACUUAUGAUAAUAGUCAAAUUCAUGAUACAGAGUUUUCUUUUGACCUAAAAUUUUAACAUGCAUGUAUCCACCACUGGCUGUAAUGUUUCAGCAGUAGAGGAGAGAUGAAAUCGGAAUAAACUUCCAUCAGGUGAAAGGUUUCAAGAAUGAUUUGCCAUUAGAGGUGUAGAAUGACUACUUUCUGUGGACCUAAUUGGCCAGUUCCUAUAGCCUCAAUACUGAUUACUGGUAAAAUAAAUAGAAUUGGGACUUCUCAUAAUACUCAAUUAUACUUUAAAACCUUUUUAGAAACAGGGUAAUUUUUAAUUACUUAUUCACAGUAUUGAUGCAACCAGUUGUUUCUGCAGGUGUCUACUCUUUAGUUAUACAUUCCAUAGUUGAAUAAUUACAAAUAAUACUUGCAUUAACAAUUUUAAGAACCCUGUGCUUGCAAGAAAGUGGAGUUUUAGUUCGUACACUGUACGUAAAUUAUACAACCCGGUUAGUUAUCUAAGGGAUUUAGUGAUAAAUCAAGUUUAACUUCAUUGCUAAUCUGCUCAGAGGGUACAGACAAGUGAAUUAAACUUUACAACUUCAGAUUUUUUUUUUCCCUCAACAAACUGUAAGAGCUCUUCAAGUAAAACCACAACAAACUCA
Molecule: messenger RNA, 1731 nt
Organism: Pogoniulus pusillus (Red-fronted tinkerbird)
Lineage: Eukaryota; Metazoa; Chordata; Aves; Piciformes; Lybiidae
Gene: RAB5A
Product: RAB5A, member RAS oncogene family
Exons: 6
Coding region: 337-984 (215 amino acids)
Cellular component (GO): endosome; Golgi apparatus
Molecular function (GO): GTPase activity; GTP binding
Source: RefSeq, a predicted model, not a curated record